This is a messenger RNA of Ceraceosorus guamensis, 681 nucleotides long. RefSeq lists its product as hypothetical. The transcript has 2 exons. Bases 84 to 407 code for a protein of 107 amino acids. NCBI's taxonomy places the organism in Eukaryota, Fungi, Basidiomycota, Exobasidiomycetes, Ceraceosorales, Ceraceosoraceae. The record is from RefSeq and is a predicted model, not a curated record.
ACCCGCAGAGCGCACCUUCCUCAUCAGGUCUAACGGCAUAGAGAUGCUCAAUCGCCGCGAACGCCUCUCCCGUCUCAUCAUAGAUGGCUCGUCUGCCUGUCUGGAUCUUCGCGGCGUUUCCUAAAGACUGCACAGCCGUUCGUAGGUGUUCUGCCAACAAUUGUCGCAAUGGUACCGAUCAGCAGUACAGAAGAUCGAACCUGCGCUGCGCUGCACGAAUGGCUCUACUUUUGGUUAAAGCGAAGGGCCAAAAUCAGGGUCGCAUUCCACUGAUCACCAUCCGUUUCUGUCCCGACAUUCAUCAACCUCUCACUUUCAGUUCAGAAAAGCAUCUUUUAGGCCUCAUCGCAAUCUCGCUGAAGCGACGCUUUUACGAACCCAGUGACCUCAGAGUCACUCACGCGUAAGACACGGCAGAGCCACUAGUCCGCGGGCGGACGGACACCAGGACAAUAAAAAAGUACUUCCUUCACCCUUCCGCUUGGCUCUCUUUGCUCCGAAGGCCCUUGCCAACGUGGCAGAUUGCAACAACUUGUUGGUCUCGCGGUGAGUGAUUGCCGCGCAUUGAUUGCGUGCUGACGCCCUCGACCAUCGAGUGCCAGCAUCGGCGUCCAGUGGGAUUGGAAUUUAGGCGCACGAGAAGAGCAGAAGCUAGGCUACAUACGCCAACACGCCCCCCCC